GCCGCCAUCGCGCAUACGUCAACCCUCCCCUCCACUGCUGUACCCUGGCCUGUCCGCGUCUCCACAUAUACGCGCCCGGCUUCACUACGCGCGACCGCUCUGUCCAUCGUUAUUGAGGACACUUACUUCACCCUCUGUAUCAAGAUUAGCUACGUCGCAGCUAUCGAUUACAGCACACAGCCAAAUCGCUGUUCACGCACUAUGCAUUCACGGAUCUAAAUCAGACGGCCGGUGCAACUCAAACACUCUCUCCGCACGGUGUUAUCGCCCUACUUUAUCAACUGGCCCGAACGGCAAUCGCUUUUGUCGAUCAACGCGCAGUAGGCAGCAACUCCGCUAGUCAGCUGACGCCACCAAGUCACUCAGACUACUCGCGACUGAACAUCACAUCAUCAUGGACUUCUCGAACAACGCCUUCAGGCCGAAGAAAGAGUCCGCAACGCUCUCUGCCGACACCAUGGGUCAUGCGCAAGCAGUAGAAGCCUGCCGUUGGGGUUGGGCCGUUGAUCCCCAGGUUACAGGGACACCGACGCCACGCGCGUCUGCACCAGCGGUGCAAGCGCGCCAAAUCGCGACCUCGCAAAUCACGCGUCCAAAUCGUUCGACACCCUGCCGCGGCCGUCUCUAUCAUCAACUAUCAUGCUCACACCGAAUUCGAACCGAUCUUGUCGAGGAUUGCGGCUCAAAUUGUCUGGAGCCCCACGGUCUCGUGUCUGACGUUCCGUUCUUCUGCCAAGAAUGCGUCGAGCAAGAAGCAAAGACUAUCUGGGCAACGCGCGAAGCAGAGCACAACGCCUUGUACCCCUCUCUAGCCGAUAUGACCAAAGAGCAGUCUGACAUCUGGUACGACGGGCACCGCAAGCUCGAGGCGUCGUUCACACGCGACCGGAAGAUCUACGAGAUGGAGCUCCGCUCGACCACGCGUCCCAGCAACGUAUGCUCAGCACUCCAGUACAGCGAGGAAGAGAAGGCCUUCGCAGCAGAAUUGGACUCGCUCUCUCUCGCCAUGAUGUCAUCAAACACCAGUGCCAUCUCAGAGACCCAGUCUCCUCCCCGUAAGCGAAUUGGCCUGCCAAACGACGCGUCUGAGCAGAUCCACUGGGGCCUCAAUUCACUGACCAUCGACCGCGGCUCGUGCGGUCCGGAGUUCACCGCUGCACAGCCCUCAAACGGCAUCUCGCCGCUGCAGGCUAUGAGCGAGGAGGAGCUUUGGGGGCGUCCUCGGGAGCGCAAGUAGGAUGCGCAGACAUUUGGCUGUAUCAUCACGAAGCAGAUGACCGAUAUGGGGUGUUCGGAUCUAUGAAUGAUUUGCAUUUAGCGACAUAGGCAUUGGUAUGGAGUUUGGACAGAACAAAACCACUAUGAAGAUGGAAGAUGAAGGGGUGUACCACCACAGUGUGCAACAAUGAAUGUAUACGUCAUCACAAUGAAUGAUCAUCGUUUUUUGGAAUUUCCGCGUUUCUCAAGAAUGGUUUCUGCUUAGUGGAAGUGGAAUCGUGAUUUUCGAUUUACAUAUGUCGCUAUUGUUGUUGUUUUGUUGUAGUCCACUUCAAUCAGAC
Molecule: messenger RNA, 1559 nt
Organism: Paraphaeosphaeria sporulosa
Lineage: Eukaryota; Fungi; Ascomycota; Dothideomycetes; Pleosporales; Didymosphaeriaceae
Exons: 1
Coding region: 395-1237 (280 amino acids)
Source: RefSeq, a predicted model, not a curated record